AUGCUGGCAUCCCAUGUUUCAGGGGCAAAUAAAACCAGACCCCCACCUCUGGGGCUUGAACGGGAACCGGGGCCGGCCUCGCUGCGGAGCCCCUGCCCGCUCUCCCCGGCACACCGACAGCGGCUGCCGGGGCUACUGCAGCGGGGCCGCGACCCCUCGAGUCUCCCGGCAGCGGCCCCCGCGGCUGCGCGGGGCACAAGCUGGGCUCCGGGUCCCGGCAGCCAUGCCCUUGUCUCCCUCCCGGGCACGGAGCCGGGGCCCGGCGGGGCGGCGAAGCGCGCCGAGGGACCGGGAGCGGCAGCACCGAGCCCAGCUCCGGCUGAUGGACGCUCCAGCCCCGCAUGGCUGCAGCUGCAGCUCCAGCCCCGUGUGAUUUCGGCUCCCGAUGCCGCCCGCUCCAGCUCCGGCUCCUCCACGCUCCGGCCGAUGGACGUCCCACCUCGUCCCACCCCUGCCCGCUCCGGCCGAGAGACGCUCCUGCUCCUGACAGCCCCGGGGGCUUUUGUCCAGCUCCGGCCCUGCGUCAUUUUGGGCCCAGCCGAGACACCGGACGUUCCCGUUUCUCACAGCUCCAGCCCUACCCGAUGGAAAGCUCGAGCCCUGCAUGAGCUCCUGCUGCUUCCAGCUCCAGGCGCCGGACGCUCGGCUGGUUCCCCUCCUGCUGAUGGGCCCCCAGCUCGGAGUCAGAGCUGCUCCCCAGCUCUGGGGGCUGGUGACGAGGUCGUAAAUCAAUCACUGUCAUCGCUCAAGUACCACCCCUGUCUGCCCCUUGAAUAAAGCCUCGGUGCCCCCAUUUUCGCCCAGAGACUAUCUCA
Grus americana (Whooping crane) is the source of this 815-nucleotide messenger RNA. RefSeq names its product transcription initiation factor TFIID subunit 4-like. The record is from RefSeq and is a predicted model, not a curated record. The transcript has 4 exons. The coding region runs from base 1 to 777 and encodes 258 amino acids. NCBI's taxonomy places the organism in Eukaryota, Metazoa, Chordata, Aves, Gruiformes, Gruidae.